AUGGCAGCAGCCUCCACGGACUCGGCGCAGGGCUCCUCGAAGAUCACCCCGGAGGUGCUGCAGGAGAUGCUGCAGCUCUACAACCUCAGCCGCCAGGAGUUCGUCAAGAUCUACAACAUCAAGCCGCUCGUCUACAUCCCCGAGUUGCCGUACAGCGCCAAGACCACCUUCGUGAUCAUGUACGUGGUGAUUUUCGUCCUGGCUCUGGCUGGGAACAGUUUGGUGAUCUACAUAGUUGUGAAGAAGCGCGCGAUCCAGACGGCGACGGAUAUCUUCAUCUGCUCCCUGGCAGUGAGCGACCUGCUCAUCACCUUCUUCUGCAUCCCCUUCACUCUGCUGCAGAACAUCUCCUCGGAGUGGUUCGGAGGAGUUCUUGUUUGCAAAACAGUUCCCUUUGUGCAGACGACAGCCAUCGUGACAGGCAUCCUCACAAUGACCUGCAUCGCCAUCGAGCGCUACCAGGGGAUCGUCUUCCCACUGAAGAUGAGGAGGCAGUACUCCUCCAGGAGAGCAUAUAAAAUGCUAGGGCUGGUGUGGGUCGCCUCCGUGGUGGUGGGCUCACCGAUGCUGUUUGUGCAGCAGCUCGAGGUGAAGUAUGACUUCUUGUACGAUCACUACCACGUGUGCUGCCAGGAGAGCUGGAGGUCUCAGACCCACCGGCAGGUCUACACCACCUUCAUCAUGGUGGCGCUCUUCGUGCUGCCUCUGGCCGCCAUGCUGUUCCUCUACACGCGCAUCGGCAUCGAGCUGUGGAUCCGCAAGCGGGUGGGCGACGCCUCGGUCCUCAACACCAUGAACCACAGGGAGAUCAGCAAGAUCUCCAGGAAAAAGAAAAGAGCUGUUAAAAUGAUGGUGACCAUCGUCCUGCUGUUUACCGUCUGCUGGGCUCCGUUCCACACGGUGCACAUGCUCUUCGAGUACUACGAGCUGGAGAAGAAAUAUGACGACGUGACCCUCAACAUGAUCCUGGCCAUCGUCCAGGCCAUCGGCUUCUUCAACAGCUUCAACAACCCCAUCGUCUACGCCUUCAUGAACGAGAACUUCAAGAAGAGCUGCGUCUCCACGCUGUCCCACUGCCUCCGCAAGCACGGCCAGCAGGUCGGCGUCAUGGCGGCGCCCAGGCUGAGCGUGCAGUUCGUCAAGCCCCAGAGCAGGGAGGCCGUCCCGAAGCCCGACGAGGGGGACAAGGCGGAGCCGCCCUCGGCGGAGAAGGGCGCCUCCAGCUCGUCGCGCGGGGAGAGCUCCCUGGAGGUGAUCGGGGAGAAAAUCUUCACCAUCCAGACGGAGCUGCCCGCAAACAGCUCCUCCCAGGUCAAAUGA
Salarias fasciatus (jewelled blenny) is the source of this 1320-nucleotide messenger RNA. RefSeq names its product pyroglutamylated RFamide peptide receptor b (gene qrfprb). Gene Ontology annotation, cellular component: plasma membrane. The coding region runs from base 1 to 1320 and encodes 439 amino acids. Lineage: Eukaryota; Metazoa; Chordata; Actinopteri; Blenniiformes; Blenniidae. Gene Ontology annotation, biological process: G protein-coupled receptor signaling pathway; cellular response to hormone stimulus. The transcript is spliced from 6 exons. Gene Ontology annotation, molecular function: neuropeptide Y receptor activity; peptide binding. The record is from RefSeq and is a predicted model, not a curated record.